Messenger RNA from Trachymyrmex cornetzi, 3339 nucleotides. Its product is annotated as Kinesin-like protein at 54D. The transcript is spliced from 16 exons. The record is from RefSeq and is a predicted model, not a curated record. Gene Ontology annotation, molecular function: ATP binding; microtubule motor activity; microtubule binding. Bases 401 to 2926 code for a protein of 841 amino acids. Gene Ontology annotation, biological process: microtubule-based movement; mitotic spindle organization; spindle elongation. Lineage: Eukaryota; Metazoa; Arthropoda; Insecta; Hymenoptera; Formicidae. Gene Ontology annotation, cellular component: microtubule associated complex.
GGUGGCGGUGGAAUUGCAGCGGUGGUAGUGACGGUGACUAAUAGCAAUAACUGUGGUUGUUGUGACGAGCAGCCGUAGCUUUCGAUCGACGCGACACCGACUAUAGGAAAACUAUGCCCCUCGAUGGCCUCCCACAGGUUAAAACUCACCCCUGUUUGUCAGUACGACGCCGGUGGUUGUUGCUACUGCACGCAGCGGAAACGUCUCUUGCCUCCCAUGUUUUAGCCACUUACUCGAUAACAUAGACGGGGUGAAUCGCGUUUUUUUUAACCGAAUCGAAAGAAACACGCGUUGUUCGGCAGGGGUGAGUGUGGGUGAUCGUGUGCUAGUUGCGUUUCGAAAAAGUGCCAAGAAUUUUCCAGACGAUACAUGAAAUUGCGAAUAUCCGGCAGGUUGACGAAUGGUGCUGGUGAAAAAUCCGUCUCCGACGCGCGGCCUGAGCCCCCAACGAGAACAUGGAAACAACAGCAGGUCGAGAGAACGAAGAGGUGGAGGACGGGGCUCGCGAGGAAACAGUCCCGCCGAGCAAACUGGUUCUCGAGGAAGUAGUCCAGGAAAGAGCGGUGGUCCCGACACCAAGGGAAAGGGGAAAAAUGUACUAUUAUACUCGCGGGGUAACGAGGCUGGCAGCAUUGAAAGAUUAAUAGACGGCGAUAAGCGGAUAAUUGCAACGAAGCAUCUACUUCCAGAAAAUAAUAUAAAUGUCGUCGUCAGAAUUCGUCCGCUCAGUAAUAAAGAAAUUAAAUCCCAUGAAGAAAUGGCCGUGCAUUUUCCUGGCGAUGGACAGAUAUAUUGCGACGCGAUUACGAGCAGCGGUGACAAAAAGCCGAAGGUAUUCUCAUACAAUGUCGUUUUCGAGCCAAAUGCUACACAGGAGGAUAUCCUGCAGUACUCCGGUAUUAAGAACCUCAUCGAAAUGGCGGUGGAAGGCUUUAGCUGCACCGUGUUUUGUUACGGACAGACCGGAAGUGGCAAAACGCAUACCCUGACUGGGCCUCCGAGACUCUUCGACAAAAUGGAUCCGUACUCGGAGGACCAUGGUCUGGUCUUCCGUUCCUUCGUCUACCUAUUCAAAGUCCUUCAAGAACACGAAAAGUGCAAUUUUGUGCUGAAAGCUUCCUUCCUGGAAAUCUAUAACGAGAAGGUGAUAGAUCUCUUAAAUCCUGGCACUUCGAGAAAACCUUUGGCAGUUCGAUGGAGUAAAAAGACGCGCGGAUUCUUUGUCGAGAAUCUCUUUACGGUAGAAUGUGAGGAACUGGACGAUCUUUUGGCGGUUCUCGAAGAAGGAAUGAGAAAUAGAUCGAUCGGUACGCACAAUAUGAAUGAAUAUUCCAGCAGAAGCCAUUCGAUUUUGACUGUAAAUAUAACUUCUGAGCAAGCAAUGGAGAACGGUGUAUUUAUUUCGAAACAAGGCAAAAUUAAUUUCGUGGACCUUGCUGGAAGCGAAAUGACGAAGAAAACCCAGAGCGAGGGCAAGACCUUGGAAGAGGCGAACAAUAUUAACAAAAGUCUCAUGGUAUUAGGAUACUGUAUUGCUUCCUUGAGCGAUGGAAAACGAAAAAGUGGUCAUAUUCCUUAUCGGGACAGUAAAUUGACAAAACUUUUGGCCGACAGUCUUGCUGGAAAUGGCGUCACGUUAAUGGUUGCCUGCGUUUCACCGGCUCGUUCGAAUGCCAACGAAACAUUAAACACCUUGAGAUACGCUGCGAGAGCCAAAAAGAUCUCCACGAAGCCUAUUAUAGUGAUGGAUCCACGCGAAGCUCUUAUUCUAAGUUUGAAGCGUGAAGUGGGGGCUCUUCAAACCGAAAACGACCAUUUAAGGAUGACUCUUCAUCUCAGUAACGAAGCUCAAAAUAUGCACCGCAGCGAAUCGAAAAGCGAAAGACUGAUACCCGUGACACCGCCACCGGUGGAUCUUGAGAAAUUAGCCGAGAUGGAGAGUUCGGAACUGAGCCAAUUGAUCCAAGCAUACAUCACCGAGAACGAGGCACUACGACGAGAGAAUGCGGAGCUCUAUGCCACGCGGGACCAAGUGAUACGGGAUCAGGAACUCGUUUGCCGGGAAAACGAGAGGCUGCUCAAGAAACUUGAGGACGUAAACUUAGUUUGCUGCCGAUCGCCCAUAAUACCAGCGAGACCUUCGUAUUCGGCGGAAUUAUUUUUGAAUGACAACAACGAAGACGUACCUGGUGCGACUAACGUUUGGACGAAUCCGAAUGUUGCUCCCAGUCCGGUGUAUUCCUUCUCAAAGCAUACUCUUGGUAGCGGAUUGUACAUAUCAGCCGGCAAUAUGCCAGAGAAGGUAUUGAAGGAGCUCGACAAGCGUAGGAUUGUUGGCAGUUACAAUAACAUUGCCGAAGCCUACAAGGACAAGAACAGUCACCGUCGACACAAUUCAUGGGACAACAGUAAUCGGUCUAUGAUCAGCCCGGAACAAAGAAUCUCGCCGGUUGAUAUAAAUCAUCAAGGUCAAAGGACGACCUUGCGACGCACCUCGACGGUCCCUGAGGAGGGCAAGCCUCCGCCGUCGAGGUCGAGGUCGAGGUCGAACGAAUUGCCUGCUGCGGACAGCAUCACCACCAUCACCACCACAACCACCACCUCUACCGCUGCGACCGCCACCAAUGUCGCUACCGAGAUACAUGCCGAGCAAUCUAACGGAUCGCCUGAUUCGAUCCUGAGCGGCUCUCUCGAGGAGGGCGGCAAUUCCGCCCCCGACUCCGCGGACUCGGUCGCUCCCACUGUCCCCUUCCCGCCGAUAUCACACUCGCCCUCGUCCUUUGCAACGUCGGAACCGGAACCGCGGAACCGCAGUAAGUCGCGAGCCAGUACAGGGAAGGACAGGAGGAACGCCGAGGGAAGGAUCCAGGACGAGCACCGGGCGUUCGGCAGCCCGGUCCCCGUCGACGACGACGACCGAUUUUGAGAAUCUUUCGACGAGGGGACGAGAUCCCGACAGUGGUGUUGCUUCAUCUUGAGUGGAAUGCUACAUGCAAAAAGAAAAGAAAGACAGCCUCGCUCUUUUUUGUUGUGAGAAACAUCGAGUGACCGAGUGACGUUUAUUUACACACCAAUCAUAUACGAUUACUUAUAUAAUUGUAACUGUAAAAUACACUUCUACACACACGGCAGAUAAAGUCUUUCUGUUAGUUUGCAAAUCGUCUCCGUCGAAGAUUUCUAAAAUAAAAAAAACCGACGGGAAUUGUACAGAAUAAAAUAUAGAUAAAGUAAAAUUGUGUAAAAGGAUUGACGAAUUAAAGCGGAUUGAAAGAAAGUUUUUGCGUAUAUAUAGAUCCGUGCGUCCUUUUCCCUUAUAUCUUCUUUCAGAAUUCGUAGAUU